GAACCCCCCCUCCCCUUGAACUCGUUUUGCAAUUCACGAUUCUGUCUGCAACGUCCAAGACGUGCUUGAAUGAAUUGCAUGCCCACAACAUAAUGGAAAACCAGCAAAGGCCGGGUAUGCGGCGCAAGUCGUCUGCUUCCAACCUACUCUCAACAUUCCAAGGCAGUCGGAGCAAUUCAAUACAAAAUAUCUCAACCGGUGCCGCCCAAACUCCAAAGGAUUGGGAGCCUGGGGCCGCAACGGCUGAUCAUGCUUUUGUUACGGGCGUCUCAACACCUACGACUUCGUCAUACGAAAGCAUUCGAGAAACACUCAAUCGACGACUCCUGGCAUUAGCUCAUUUGCGACAAGGACACGAAGGGAGAUCCUAUUGGUUGAACACCAUAUUACUUUCUCACUAUGAGUUGGAGAGGGCGUACAACACUGCGAGCAUGCGAAAGAGGACGUACAAAUAUGCCAUUCUUGCAAUGUCACUAUCGAAUCUUUUCGACUCCACCCCCCACUCAGACUUCCUACGAUCCCUUGGGCAACUCAUGAAUGAAUAUGAUCAGCUUCAAGACGAAAACUUUAAGCCCAGAAUGCGCAACAUUCUCCGUGGAUCGAAGGGCGUGAGGGGUAGGAGCGGCGAGACUUUUGAUGACCAGUCAUGUUUAGUGAUACCGAACAUGCCUUUUCCUCUUGACUAUUUUCAAGUCCUUAUGUCAUUUUGUGAUGUCCUCACGGAGGUUUAUCACAAAAUCCGUCAAGUCUUGGGACCCUCUCCACUUCAGCACGCCGGAAUGGCAAACAGCGUGCCUGGAUCCGGAUACUCUAUUUCUAUCCACCAACACAUAUUCUCGUCUACCAAUCCCCUCUUCACACAAUUAUUCCCUAAUGAGCUUGCCUCUAGCUCCUUUGCGCCAGACACCACAGCUUCCGUUCCCCCUUCUGCCCCGCUAUCAUCACCCCCUGCAACGUGGUCUCCAGGGACUGCCGACGCCGUACUUAAAGUGGAUGCGAGGUUCAAGAAAAUCAUUAAUCAAUUGCUUAAGGAAUUAGAUACAAUCGCUCGCGAGGCAAUAAAGGACGAGCUGGCAUCUCUCGAUCCGCUUCUUAGAAACAUGGGGUUGGCAUCCCCAGAAGCUAGCAACGGACUUACUUUUGAUUUUGACAUAUGAUACCAUUCAUAACAUACUCUUAUCACUUUUCGCGUAUCAAUACCGGGAUUUGUGUCUUCGAUGUACACCAUCUAGUGUUAAUUGUGCGAGUUGUCCACCUGGAGAUGGACUCAGUUGUAUGCUAUUUAAUAUUCCGAGCCCGUAG
Messenger RNA from Cantharellus anzutake, 1302 nucleotides. RefSeq lists its product as uncharacterized. The record is from RefSeq and is a predicted model, not a curated record. NCBI's taxonomy places the organism in Eukaryota, Fungi, Basidiomycota, Agaricomycetes, Cantharellales, Hydnaceae. Bases 93 to 1157 code for a protein of 354 amino acids. The transcript is spliced from 6 exons.